Frankliniella occidentalis (western flower thrips) is the source of this 2297-nucleotide messenger RNA. RefSeq lists its product as uncharacterized. The record is from RefSeq and is a predicted model, not a curated record. Gene Ontology annotation, molecular function: protein binding. Lineage: Eukaryota; Metazoa; Arthropoda; Insecta; Thysanoptera; Thripidae. The transcript is spliced from 3 exons. Bases 384 to 1802 code for a protein of 472 amino acids.
ACCAAACAAACAAAACAGACGACGAAGGACAACGUAACGCGUCGUAAACGUAUUUUCCAGUGAUUUCUGUGCACAACAAAUAUUGAACUCACGUUGUUUGUGCGUCGACUUGUGGUUUGUAGACUUACAGUGGUGGUUCAUUUGUGAAAAUUGCUUGCCUCUGUCAUCGUAUGUACAUCAGAGAAACAAGUAACCUUUGCCGAGCUAAAGUGUUGUAGAGGUUAUGUACAUUUGGAAGUGACAUAAUCGUUGUGUGCCUGCCGGUGGCUAGGAUGUGCUGGUGACAACCGAACCGACGUUUCUUCUGCUGUUAUUCACCUGCAGUUUCGCCGAGAGCCGAGAGCGCGGUGCCGGCUGUUUUGGACGCGCGGAUCUUUUUGGCCAUGGAGAUGCUACCGGAUGACGUGCUGCUGAUGGUGCUGAAGGAGCUGAAAGAGGCAGCGGACAUCUUCGCCUGCCGCCUCGUGUGCAAGAGGCUCGCCGCCGUUGCCCUGGACCCCUAUGUGUGGCGAGGUCGAGCUGUAAACAGCACCGAACCUUACUGUGCGUGCCCAGUGCUGCGCCUGGUGCCGUGUCUCGAGCAGGUGCAUAUCAACCUCCCUGCUGAGAGGUGUCGCCAGUGGGCGUACGCCUCAACCAGGUGCGCCGCGGCAAAGUUGUGGAUGGAUGUGGAUGUGCAAGACACCUCGCACGCCUCGCACGCCGCAGCGAUAAUUUGCAGGCAAGAAAUGUUGGGGCGUCUUAAGCAAGUCGUGAUUCAAUUAGUCAAUUUCAAGAUGGCGACUGAUGUUCCCAUGCUACUGAGCACGUUGGCAUCGACAUCCCGCUUAGAGAAGCUUCGCGUGGUGUUGGAUACCGGCACCGGCGACGACCAGCACCCACUACCAGCCACACCCGCACCCAUCCUGGGCAGUAUUGUGGUGACACCGUCACUGAUUAAGUUCCAUUGCAAGCUCUGCACGUUUAUGGAGCCGUUCGUGAAGUUCAUCCUGUUCGAGCACGCCGUCACCCUCGAGAGGGUUAACCUCGGGACCUCCCCGUCUAGCUUGACCUUGACCUCGAUCGCGCCUCUGCUGACCGGCGUGACGAACCUCAGCAAGCUGACAUGCUGCUGUCUUCCCGGGAUGGAGGCCCUGGCAGCCUGCAAAGCACUCGCUAUCCUGAGGCUCUUCGUCAACACCGACAUUCUGGACCAGCAUGCCGUCGCGGGAGUUGCCGAGCUCCUUCGGCGCGCCGAGCACCUGCGCGAAGUGAGCCUAGAGUACGAGCCCGCGCUGCUUAGUGUCGCUGAAGUCGGCGCGGAACUCGUCCCGGCUCUGGCCUCCGGACGCUCCCGCGUGGAGACUCUGUUCAUCACAAACUUUGAACCUGGCCAAGAAGAAAACUUCCCCCUACUUCAGCCGGUGGUCAGUGCGCUUCCCUCGCUACCUGCGCUGCGGCACUUGAGGAUGGACGAGAACACAGAUAGCCCGGACGAGCUUCUGCUGUUCAUCCGGCCCGACGUGGCGCCGGCGCUGCAAAGAGUUGACCUAAACCUGCUAGAGGGCUGCGUUCACUCCUGGCUCCACGGGGACACAGUGAAGACUGUUUUUUCCGCGAAUCCCUUACUCCAUAUAAGCUUAGAGUACGUGAACCUAGUCUGUGAUGAUGACAAGCGUUGCCAAGCAUGUGAACUGGACUGUCACGGUGAACUGAGGGACUCGGUGUUCGUCCCUUAUUUUUUCUCUCAUGACCCUAAGGACGAAUGUUCGGAGGACCACAGCAGUGACUCGUCCAACCGCUGGUUUCAUUUGCCUUUAUGAAAAGUGGUGAUCGUAUCUGUUCCUUAAAUUUUCCAUACUGUAACUCUCUUAUUCUUGCCGCAGGUUUUAGUUCGGUAUUAGUUUUAUUCUGGAUUAUGGGUGAACUUAAGGGGUCUUUGAUCACCCCUUACUUUGUUUCGGUUGUACUGUACCCGCAAUUAGCGUCUAAGCGGGUUGCCUACUCGCUCGGUCCCACAAGGUGCCAUGGUCAGCGACCAAGGCAAGGCAAGCCCGCACGCGUAGAACGCAAGUGUGUGAAUGUCGCACACUUGCAUAAGUGUGAAUGUCUAUUCGUACACUUACAGAGGUAAACGUGUGAAUUUUUCCUAAUAAAUUGACACGUUUACCCCCCUUAAGUGUACGAAUGAAUAUUCACACACCUGCUAAGUGUGCAACAUUCACACACUUGCGUCUCCAGUGUGCCUGCAUCAGUUACUGUGUAUAACCAGAAAUUACAACUGUAAAAAUACCAAAAUAAACAAUUGAAAUAGUUCA